GGUUAGUGGCCACCCCACUGGCUGCUGUCAUGGGGGUGAAGGAGAAAGUUCGGCUCACAGUGUCACACAACCCCACACUGGAGUCAUUCUACUGUAACACAACCAAGAACCCCUCACAGAGUUCUAUAGACAGUCUGUGUAAGCAGACAGGUUGUUCAGAGAGACAGGUGCAGAGAUGGUUCAGGAGACGCAGGAACCAGGACCGACCCAGUCUACUGAAGAAGUUCAAAGAGGCCAGUUGGAGAUUCACCUUUUACCUUCUUGCUUUCAUUGCUGGCCUAGCUGCCCUCAUUGACAAACCCUGGCUGUAUGACUUUAAGGAGAUGUGGCAGGGCUUCCCUAUUCUGACUCUCCUGCCGUCUCAGUAUUGGUACUAUAUGAUAGAGCUGGGUUUCUACGUCUCUCUAAUCUUCAGUGUGGCGUCAGACGUCAAACGUAAAGACUUUAAGGAGCAGAUGGUUCACCAUAUGGCCACCAUCUUCCUCAUCAGUUUCUCCUGGUGUGUCAACUACAUCAGAGCGGGCACGCUCAUCAUGCUGCUGCACGACUCCUCCGACUAUUUACUGGAGUCCGCUAAGAUAUUCAUCUAUGCUGGAUGGAGAAACACCAGUAACUACGUCUUCUUCCUCUUCGCUACCGUCUUCAUCUUCACUAGACUCUAUAUCUUCCCCUUCUACAUCAUUUAUUCUACGUACAUUUAUCCAAUGACUAUGUACUCUCCGUUCUUUGGAUACUACUUCCUGAAUUUCCUUAUGAUGGUACUGCAGUGUCUCCAUAUCUUCUGGGCCAUCCUCAUUCUGCGUAUGGCCGUCCGCUUCCUGAGCAGCGAUGAAAAGGUGGAGGACGAGAGGAGCGAUAAAGAAGAGACAGACGAGUCAGGAGAGGAAGAGGAGGGGGUGGAGAAGAAAGGCGUGGUGCAGAAUGGUCACGCCGCUCACAACAACCACCGCAAGACGGAGUAAUGAAAACGUGUGGCAGGAAGUAAGAGUGUGAAGAAUUCACAUCCCUCACAGCAGAGUGGGAGAGAUGGAGGGAAGGGGAAAGGGAGAGAGUGCUAGGGAAAAUGGAUGAAGGAGAAGGAAAGGCAUUCCUAAAGCCUGAGAACUACAGGUAGACCUGUGCCUGUGGUUAGAUACACUGUACUACAUUACAAACACUCAAUCACACACAAUUUUGGAUAUACUACAUUAAUUGGCAUGGACCUGUUAUUAUAGUCCAUUAAUAACACACACACACACACACGGGUAAUUGUGUAACAGAUUAGGAUCUAAUUAGGAUCUAUACGUAUCUAUUUCAUAAUUAUUAUUAGUUUUUUAUCAGAUAUUAUACCAACAUUUUCACAAAAUUCUCAUUCGUUUUUGAAGUCCAAAAAGUAAUAAAUCAAUAUUUUUUAACAUUGCUCCCCUAAUGAAAAUGCCUGAGAUAAACAUAACACUGAAAAUACAAAUAUUUUUAAAUGACAAUUAUUAUAAAAUUAAAAUCAGACUUUUUCCCAAUUUGAGCUCUUUAGCUGUUUUCUAAGGACUACUCUAGAUGAUGCAUCAUGGGUGAAGAUUUUUAUUUAAAAACAGGAGUUUUAUAGGAACUUGAAAAUAAUGGUAAUGAGACAUAUCCACAGACACUGCUUGUAUGUAAUAAAUAUUAUAGUUUAAUGUAAACUUCAACUAGUAUACCAUUUUUAUAAUUUAUGAACAAACUACAGCAACAUAUUUUGUUUUAUUUAAAUAAGUUAGGUUUUUCUAAAGAUGUAUUUUUAUAAAAUUACCAUGAAUUUAAUCAGGACACAUUUCAGUAAUGAACAUGUAUUUAAAAAAAUGUUUUACAUGACACUUUCCCCUAGAACUAGACAUCUUAGUCCUCAGAAUGAUAGUUGAUUUUUACAGAUGCAUCAUAAUUUUGUCACUCAAUUUGUUCCAGACAUUUUAAAACUGGUUUCAAGAGAAUACCCCCCCCCCCACCCCCACACACACACACAAGUUAAGGAAUAGCAUUGGGAACGUCACAGUGUGAUUUCAGUCCCUCUUAAAGAGUGUUCAAAAGGAUGUGAAAGGAAGAGAGGAUUGAAUGAUGAGAAUGAAGGGAAGAAGAGAAGGAAGGGGAGAAAGUGUGAUGCUGCUUCUACUAUGCCUCUUCUUACUGUACUCAUGUGCCUUACAGCCAGAUUAUGGUGCUUUUACCUUAUUCUUUUAUUUUUCACUUACCUUGUUGUUGCUCAACCUGCUAUAAGCAUGUUUUGUCCAUGUGCCUUUAUGUCCAAUACUCCAGUUGCCAUGAAAGACAGACUUUAGAAAAGAGACACAACAAGAUUUAACCUGACACACAAAUACACAAUCAUGUGAAUGUGUCCUUGUGUGAAUGUUGAUUUGGGACAUACAGAUUCGCCAGCCCUGGUUUUUAUGAUUCUAUGCAAUUAUGUUUUUUUCUGCUCAGCUCCUGUAGUGCAUCUGAAUGGGCGUUGUUUGACGUUGUUUGGGACACCUCUAAGCUUGUAGAAGCCAUGCAGUAAGAUAGUGAGGGAGUCUGGUUGUCUCCCUCACUGGUAGCAUGGGUUUAAAUACUGCACUGUAUGGACCUUGAUUUGAGGGCCUGUUUAUAAACUGCUUUAUUGAAUGGUUAAUAAACAAUGUAAUAAUGUGAAUAACUGGUUCAUAAACUGUAAUAAUGUUUAACUGGUUAAUAAACGAUGUAAUCAUGUUUAUAAGCAGCUUAUAAGCAGUCCUUCAAACAAAGUGUUAAAUCGUUUUUUGGGUAUAUUGAGAUUCUGCUGAUUCUGAAUGAUGCUCUCCUUCCUCUGCUGAUGUCAUGUUUAUGUGCCAGUGGUAACGCUCUGUCUGUAGACACUCUCCGUUGACAUUGGAGAGGAAAAUACUUUUUAUCAAACAGUUUUAUCAUGUUUUCGCUCUGUACGUGCGUGACUAAUUCAGUAUAUCUUCUGAGUAUCAUUGACAUCUUACCAAGGUCACACAGGCAGAACUUUAUUUUCAGUAUAUUUCAAUAGUUUUUGCAAAAACAAAAAUUGCCAUUGUAAAUGUAAAGGCAAAAAACAUCAACAGUCCAGCCAGUCAGGAUCCCAAAUAGAAUGUCAAUAAUUCCGUUUUUUUUUUUUUUAAGCAAUAUUUUAACUGUUUUCCAGUCUAGACCAGUUAAGACCAGUAUGGACCAGUUGUGGUUUCAUUCCAGUGUGGUAUGACGCAUGUCAUCGACUAGAGAUGCAUUCAACUCCGCUAACGAUUAUGAAGCUCCCAACUCUGAGCGCCCACCAACAAUCCAAUUCACCAAGAAUGUUUGACAACAGGAGCGAACUGUUCUAUUCUAUUGAAAACACUUGAUUGUGUACUCUUUCUUCCAACAAUGACCUUGUAAGGACGAAAGUUUUCUGCAAAUGUUUGCAGAGUUGAAUGCCAGUCUGGUUUGGUCCAGUCCAAUCUGUUUCUGGGCACAUUGAUACAGUAAAAUCCUGACCCAUACUGAUGAUAUCAUGCCUCAUGAUGGAUAUUCAUCGGGGGCCUGGAUUGGUUGGUCAGAAUAGGACAUUUCUUCUCAGGAGACUGGAAAGGGCCAUUGUAAUUUAGGCUUUAUUUAGGGCAGAUUUUUUAGGCCAUACUGCCCCGGAUUAGAUUAUCCCGUGUGUGGUAUGUGUUUUUUUGUUAUUCUAGAGUGAUUUGAGGUAUGAUUCCUAUGAGAAACAGGUUUACAGUCAUGUUUCAUGUUUGACAUCAUUGUUUCAGAAAAGUUAGGAUUUUUCUUGAGUUUGGAUUUUAGCAACUCAAUUGCUCAGUAAGCAAAAGUAUGAUAAAUGGAACAAUGGAAGUAUUGUAUUUUUAUCAUGAUAUAUUUUCAAUUGUUGUUGUAUGUUAAGUGCCUUAUCUGUAAUGUAGGUGAUAGCCUACCCUCUCACCUUUCUACCUUCUUCAGCUCCUCUCAUCCUCAUUCAUCCUUUCUCCCUCUUUCUUUUCCUUCUUAUUGUUCCAUAUGUCCCCCACUCCUUCUACUCAUCCAUCUCCUCCUCCUCCCUUAUUCUGAGAUCCUCCCCUCACAGCCUUUCACAUCCCCAUUCCAACCCUCGUUCAUUUGUACUAACCUUGACAAAUCUUCCUCUCUUCCCCGUCACUUUGGAUAAACAACAGUCAUGUAAUUACAGUGUUAUUUUUUUGUUUGUAUUAUGAUGCUUAAGUAUUAUCAUUAAUAAUAAAAACAACGAUCAUGAAUCAC
Molecule: messenger RNA, 4212 nt
Organism: Salvelinus namaycush (lake trout)
Lineage: Eukaryota; Metazoa; Chordata; Actinopteri; Salmoniformes; Salmonidae
Product: ceramide synthase 2-like
Exons: 9
Coding region: 30-962 (310 amino acids)
Biological process (GO): ceramide biosynthetic process
Cellular component (GO): membrane
Molecular function (GO): DNA binding; sphingosine N-acyltransferase activity
Source: RefSeq, a predicted model, not a curated record